UCCGUAGAUACCGUGAGAGGCGUUAACUGUUGUGGUAGAAAUGAUCCUUUUACUGCCGACAGCUGCCUGGGACACAGUUUAACUUUAAUUAUUUCUUAUCUGGAUAACAUCGGCCAGCUUCACUAGGGGCUCGUUUAAAGAGAAGGAAGAGUGUUUGGUGUCCAGGUGUCCAGGUGUCCAGCUGUUUGUUGUCCAGGUGUCCAGGUGUCCAGCUGUUUGGUGUCCAGGUGUCCAGGUGUCCAGCUGUUUGGUGUCCAGGUGUCAGGUGUCUCCAGUGAGACAGGAUGAGCUCUAAAGGAGGCGGCACAGCUCUGACCCGCCGCAGCUACAGACUGGCGUCAGACACAGACAAACCCAAAGCCACAGGUAUAGUGAACGAGAAGCUGCUGAGCGACUACCUGUACCACGUCUUUCCUUCCACCAAACAGGGACCUGCCCUGGCCUCCCUCAGGAAGCCUCUUGGUUUCCAGGAUCUCGGUGCUCAUCUGGAAAGACUUCUGUCUGAGGGAGAACCCGCUGAGGACAUCAGAGAUCAGGCUGUUGAAGGCCGUCUGGGUCCUCAGCCCGUCGUCCUCGAUCACACCAGCGGAUUCGAAGGACUUCUGUUCGUAGAUGAUGAUCUGCUCGGGGUCAUCGGCCACAGCAACUUCAGCUCCAUCAGAGCCACCACAUGUGUUUAUAAAGGGAAAUGGGCCUACGAGGUUCUGAUCUCCUCUCAGGGUCUGAUGCAAAUCGGCUGGUGCACUCUCAACUGUCGCUUCAACCAGGAGGAGGGUGUCGGCGACACUCCCGACUCGUAUGCUUACGAUGGAAACCGAGUGAGGAAGUGGAACGUGACGACCACUAACUACGGAAAGUCGUGGGCGGCCGGAGACAUCGUCAGCUGUCUGAUUGACCUGGAUGAAGGAACCAUCACCUUCUGUCUGAACGGCCAGUCUCUGGGAACGGCAUUCACCAACAUUAAGAUGGGUCCGGGCGUCGCUUACUUUCCCGCCAUCAGCCUCUCCUUUAAAGAGUCGGUGGCUUUCAACUUUGGCAGCAGACCGCUCAGGUACCCUGUCGAUGGCUACGUGCCCCUCCAGAACCCCCCCACUGCAGACCUGAUGAAGGCUCAGAAACUGCUGGGCUACAUGAAGAACGUCCUCUCCACCGCCAUCGAUACUCAGGACGAGCGCUUGGUGGAGAAGGACAGUGCGGCGUGGAGACUUCACGGAGAACCGACUGUCCUCAUCACUCUGGCUCACAUAUUCAACCACUUCGCUCCACUCAUGUGUAAAGUGUACCUGGUGGAGGACGUGCUGAUGAACUUCCUGUUGGGGAUUCUGGAGGGAGGGGGGUCGGUAGAUGAACACCCACUCAUACAGCAGCUGCUGGAUCUGUUCUGGCUGCUCAUGGAGGAUUAUGAAGUGAACGAGUGUCUAAAGCAGCUGAUGAUGUCUCUGCUGAGAGCGUACCGCUUCUCUCCCAUCAUCCCCGACCUCGGCUUCCAGAUCCACUACCUGCGUCUGACCACGGCCAUCCUGCACCACGAGAAGUCCAGGAAGUACCUGCUCAACAACGUCUUGUUUGAUGUUCUGCGCUCCGUGGUGUUUUUCUACAUCAAGACUCCUCUGAGGGUGAAGGAGGCGGGGCUCGAGGAGCUGAUCCCCACCACCUGGUGGCCCACACACUUCGACAAGGAGGGGAAAGACGAGCGAGAGCCGAAAGAUGAAAGUGCGGAUGAGCGUCUGAGACGGAGAGCAUACGAGAGAGGCUGCCAGAGACUGAAGAAGAGGAUAGAAGUGGUGGAAGAGUUGCAGGUUCAGAUCCUCAAGUUGCUGCUCAAUAACAAAGACAAAACUACGGGAGAAGCCUCGCGUUACAUUUUCCUCAAUAAGUUCAGGAAGUUUCUCCAAGAAAAUGCCAGCAACAGAGGGCACCCCACAGCCCUGUGUCCCCCUGAGUACAUGGUGUGUUUCCUGCACCGCCUCAUCACGGCGGUGAGGGCGAGCUGGGACGACAGCAGCCGGAAGAGUCCGAGCAGCGUCAGCAGUGAAGAGGCGUACGUCCCUCCCCAGCUCUUCUACAACGGGAAGGUGGACUACUUUGACCUGCAGAGACUGGGGGGGCUGCUGUCCCACCUGAAGAAAACACUCAAAGAUGACUUGGCGAGCAAAGCGAACAUCAUCAUCGACCCGGCGGAGAUCCAGAGCGCUUCGAUGGAUGACCUGGACGAAGACGAGGAGAGCGGCGCCGCUCAGCGGCCGUUUGGCGCAGCGGCGAUGGGCGGAGCCUUGGCGCGGCCGAGCUGGCUGAGUUCUCCGACUCUGGGCCGAGCCAACCGCUUCCUGAGCACAGCCGCCGUCAGCCUCAUGACCCCCCGCCGCCCCCCCACCCAGCCGGAGAAAGUCAAGGUCCGCACGCUCGCCGUGGAGCACCGCACCGAGGACGACAUUGAGGGUAGCCAUGGUAACGACGGCCUGUUGCUGGGGCGACCGCCGGAGGAGCCCGAGCAGCCAAUGGCAGACAAGUCUCUGCUGGAGAUCGUUGACGGCAUCGUGAUGAUGUACAACCUGAGCGUCCAUCAGCAGCUGGGAAAGAUGGUGGUGGUUGCAGACGAUGUCCACGAAUACGCCGUUGCUCUGAAGGACACCGAGGAGAAGAUCGCUCGCUGUCCCGCACGGAGAGCAGACAUCCUGGACGAGCUGCAGAAAAGCCAGAAGGUGUUUGCAGAGAAACUGAACCAUCUCAGCAGGAGACUGGCCUGGAUCAACGCCACCAUCUACUCCAAGGAGAAGAUGCUGGAUGUGUACUGGCUGCUGUGUGUCUGUAUUCGGACCAUCGAACACGCUGACAGCACCGGCUCUCUGUUCGCCUUCGCUCCGGAGUUUUAUCUCAACGUGGCGAUGAACGCGUACAGCGCUCUGAAGAACUACUUCAGCCCCGCCAACAGCAUGGAGGAACUGCCAGGCUACGAAGAAACUCUGACCCAACUGGCUGCUAUCCUCGCCAAGCACUUUGCUGAUCCACGGAUAGUAGGAACAGAUAUCAAAGACUCUCUGAUGCAGGCCCUCGCCAGCUACGUCUGUUACCCACAAUCCCUCAGGGCAGUGGAGAGGAUCCCGGAGGAACAACGGGUGGCGAUGAUGAGGAACCUGCUGGCUCCGUACGAACAGAGACCCUGGGCCCAGACCAACUGGAUCCUCGUCAGACUGUGGAGGGGCUGUGGGUUCGGCUACAGAUACACUCGUCUUCCUCACCUGCUGAAAACCAAACCGGAGGACGCCAACCUGCCCAGUCUGCAGAGAGAUCUGUCCAUUGCUAGUUUCCAAAAGCCGUGUCCGUCCCUGCUGCUGCAGAGACACAUGGCGGAGCUGCUGAGCGUGGAUAAAGACAUGGCUGCCUCGUUCCUCAACAGCGUCCUGAACCAACUGAACUGGGCUUUCUCCGAGUUCAUCGGCAUGAUCCAGGAGAUCCAGCAGGCUGCAGAGCGUCCCGAGAGGAACUUUGUGGACACUCGUCAGCUGAAGGUGUGUGCAACGUGCUUCGACCUGUCCGUCAGUCUGCUGAGAGUUCUGGAGAUGACGGUGACUCUGGUUCCUGAGAUCUUCCUGGACUGGACCCGUCCGUCUGCAGAGCUGCUCCUCCGACGCCUCGCUCAGCUGUUGAACCAGGUGUUGAACAGAGUGACGGCAGAGAAAAACCUGUUUGAUCGAGUCGUCAACCUCAGACUGCCAGGUCUGGAGAGUGUGGACCACUACCCUAUCCUGGUGGCUGUUACCGGCAUCCUGGUUCGGAUCCUGGUGGACGGAGACAGACAGGGGAUCUCUCGGGCUUCCUCAGUGCUGCUCUCUGACCCCUGUUUCCAGCUGCACUCCAUCCAGCAUCUGUUAGGAGAGGGAGCAGACUCCUCCGGCCCCCCGGCGGCCGUCGCCGCAAUCCCUGCCGCCCCCCGUCCAGUCGUCGGGUCCCUGGUGUCGGCCGUGGCCCCGGUGAUCCCUGCAGCUGCUGCAAACACCGGGGCUUCAGAACGCAAGCACUUCUCCCUGCACGCAUACACAGACUACAUCAGCGAGGAGGAGAAGCAGAAGGUGGAGCUGAUGUUGGCGUUUCUGACGGAGGAAUCCAAAGAGGCGGCAGCCAGCACGGCGCCGACCAGUGAGGAAGAUCUCUGCCCCAUCUGCUACGCUCACUCCAUCUCAGCCAUCUUCAAGCCCUGCUCCCACAAGUCCUGCAAAGCCUGCAUCAACCAGCAUCUGAUGAACAACAAGGACUGCUUCUUCUGCAAGGCCACAAUCACCGGGGUGGAGGACUACAGCAAGCCUGCAGCCUGCUAACACACACACACACACAGAGACACACACACACACAGACAGAGACACACACACACACAGAUACACACAGAGACACACAUACACACACAGACACACACACACACACACACACACACACACACACACAGACAUACACACUCUGAAGCAUUAUAAAAAUAGAGGCGUAGACGGGAAUACGGCAGCGUCCUUCGGUGUCAGAACUAGCUGUCAUAUUAGCACAACAUCUCACCUCUACCUGUCAGUGCAGGUACACACACACACACACACACACACACACACACACACACACACACACACACACACACACACACACACAGGAUGGCAGGUGUGUAGAGAAACUGGAACACAGAUACACAGACAGGAACAGUGAUAUCUAUAUCCUAGAUUCCUGAACUUUACAGACCUGGUCACUCACUGACAUUCAUUUCACCAAGGAUCAUAUUGUGUUAAACCAUACUUCUUAUAGAUGUGAUACAUUGUAUUAUCUAUAUUUUGAGUGAGUUUUCUGGGGGAAACAUUACAUGAGGGAAAUGUCCAUCAUUCAGUUUUUUAUCAUCCACAAGUGUCAAAUUAGGGUUUACGUGUAUCACUAGGGCGGGCCUGUUCACAGCGGGCCCACUGCUGGGGUCUCAGGAGCUCUUUCACAGCUUUAUCUAACUCUAAGUACGCUUAGCAGACUGCACAGAAUGGGGGGAGAAAUGUGCACAGAAUGGGGGGAGAAAUGUGCACAGAAUGGGGGGAGAAAUGUUCACAGAAUGGGGGGAGAUGUGUGCACAGAAUGGGGGGAGAAAUGUUCACAGAAUGGGGGGAGAAAUGUUCACAGAACGGGCACCCAGAGAUUCCACAAAUGAAUGGAUUUGACAACUCUUUGUAUUGUUGCUUAGAUUGAAUGAUAUCAUGAGCAUGUGUAGUGACUUAUAACCAGAAGCAAACUGAAUCUGCGAUAUUUCUUUUAUUUUUAUGUUUUUCAGCGGUAAUCCAGGAUGAAAAUCUGCAGAAUUUAGCGGACUGCUUUUGAGAGCAAUGAGAAUUAUUAUUAUUAUUAUUAUUAUUAUUAUUAUUAUUAUUAUUAUUAUAAUAAAGUCUGAUCCUUGCAAAAAUGAAUGUCAGUAUUAGGUAGUAUUAUGAUACCUGAUGAUUGUUAUAAAACAUCAUGAACACUUGAAGGAGUGCUUAUAACUAUAGUUACACAGGGUUAUAAACACAUUAUAGGUAUGUUUAAUACCCUUUAUAGACACUUUCAUCCUUAUUUAAAAAUAAAUCAGACAAUCAGAGACUCAAGACCACCACCAAACGUUGUAGUUUUGUGUCUCUGUGAGUCAAGGGUCUUGCUGCUUUGGGGGCCUUGAACAGGUUUGAUCUCAGGGGCCCCCCCGGUGUCUCAUAAUCCAUCCAGGACCGACCUGCAGAUAUGCAUGCAUCGCUACUUCCACACCAACGUACUGUAAACAUGAGGAAACCCACAGUGAUGCAGGGAGCAGCUUCCAGCCAUCUGAACCCACUCUCCAGACUUUAACUCCCACUGUACACUCUCACACUUUAAGAACAAGUCACUAGAAAAGAAAUAGGGCUCUGGACUGAAGAAGUGUGUUUCUGCUGGCUGUAGAUUUUAUAACAUUAAAGGGUUUCUUGUUGUUGUUUUUUGUAA
This is a messenger RNA of Perca fluviatilis (European perch), 5961 nucleotides long. Its product is annotated as E3 ubiquitin-protein ligase RNF123. The record is from RefSeq and is a predicted model, not a curated record. Gene Ontology annotation, molecular function: ubiquitin-protein transferase activity; protein binding. Bases 285 to 4316 code for a protein of 1343 amino acids. Gene Ontology annotation, cellular component: cytoplasm. Lineage: Eukaryota; Metazoa; Chordata; Actinopteri; Perciformes; Percidae. The transcript is spliced from 41 exons.